AUGAACAUGAAUCGUGCUGCUGAAAUCUUUCGCCUGCUUGUCUGUCUAUCGCCCCUCGAAGACCCGAGAGUGGAAGACUCCUGUCCGACACAAAUCAGCGCAGCGGACAAACAAAGCAUGGACUACAUGAACAUGUUCCAGGGCGGUGGCCAUCAAGCCGGCUACUUCGUUCCUCAGUACAACGCCAUGGGCCAGGCGGCACCUCAUCAACACCAAGAACGACACCAGGCUCAGCAACGGCAACAGCAUGGCUACCCGUCGUUUCCGUACACGAACGAGCACUUGAUGGUGCUUGCCCAGAUGCAGCACCAGAGGACUAUGAUGGGCCAGGUUCAUGACGCAAGCCUUUCACCAACGUCGAAGCAGGACCAGCCUAAGCCGAGGCUCUCAAAGGACGAGGUUGAUCUGUUGGAGAAGGAAUUCCAGAAGAACCACAAACCCACCAGUGCCAGGAAACGGGAAAUCGCAGAACUACUGAAAGUUGACCUGCCAAGGAUUAAUAACUGGUUUCAAAACCGGAGGGCAAAGGAAAAGGGAAUUAAAAAGACGCAAGAGUUUGCGGCGCGCCAGGCGGCAGAGCAGGCCGAGCAACAGUCUGAAUCAGGAUCGACCAACAAGGAGGAGCAGGAUGGAGAAGGUAGCGAUGGUGAGAGCACCGACAACGAUCACACCCUUGCUCAGCCAUCAACCGCCCCUUUCCCCACCAAUAAUGUGUCGACCAACAGCGGAGUUGAGGAGGAGGGUUCGACAGUUUCCACAAGCACUAGCCAUACACCUGUCGAGCCAACUGUCAUGACGAAAGAAGAUUUGGCCAGAGAUGGCGAUGAAUAUCCAUCACCUCAGUCACUGCCAUUCCAGAGUACCGACCAGGCUUCGGACUUCAACUUUCAACACAACUUUGUCGCCAUGUCUGAGGACCAAGGUUUCAGCAGCGACUAUUCGCAGUCGGGCUUGCCUCUCAAUGGUCUGCCCGCCCAGUUCACUCACGAUGGAUUCUCAGUCUCGGACCAACUGUCCUUUGUCGGCCAUCAAUACACCAGUGCCGUUGACAACGAGGCGAUAAUUGCUCCCACACCGUCGUUCCCGUCGCAGCUGCUUGGACGUCUGGAAUAUCAGGAUAUGGAUGCCAACCAGGCGGCCUCAUUCGACUUGCAGGGCAUGCAGGUCGAGUCACCCACCGCUCUGACGACCAUUCCAGACGACGGGUCGCCAAACUCGAUGCCCACGUCGCCACCGACUCCUUCCGACCUUCGAUUCAAGUCGCCUCCUCCACCUGCAAACUUGGCCUCGCGAAGGAACAAGGGUGUCCCGGCCCAGCUCAACGCCACCGCUCUCCGAAGCUAUUCAUAUGGUCCCAAGACUGGUCUCGACCUAUCUAAGCGUGCCGACUGCCCGAGCCCCAUUCGUCGCAUCGCGUCAGCCACAGGCCCUAUGCCAGGCAGGAUUCAAAAGUCCCUGACCCUGGGCACGGGAUCCUCAGCUCCCCGCUCACCCAUGUACCUGGAGCGCACCAAGGAUGCUUUGAUCCGCUCUUUCAGCAACACGACUCGUUCACCAGUGCCCCUCCAGCCCAUCAACACCUCCAUCUCGCCAAUGACGCCUAGUGACUACUAUGGAAUGCCGGCAGCAACGCAGGGAACCAGGGAGAAUACGGUUUCGUCAAGCGCAUCGGAUGAUGAGCAAAGCUUCGGCAUGGGUGCCAAUGGCGUGCAGCCCAAUGCUUCCGCCCUCUUCUCGACCCUCAAGACGCCACCUGGCACACCGGGUUUCAACAGUGGGUUUGUCUCGGACCAGCAACUCCCAACGAACCAAGUCAACACCUUCGAUGCUGCUUGGAACUUCAACCCGCAGGAUGAGCCUCUGGUGACUCCAGGACUGGGAAGCUUCGGAUCUGAGGAAUUCGCCAUGGCCCCUCCGGCGCCCGGCUACAUCGGUGGUAGCAGCCAACCUCCCACCCCAUCAUACCCGCAUAGCAUCGGUCCCACAUACGGAGGCAGCUUUCCAUGGGGUUCUGCAGCUAUUUUCAACGGUUCCAGGGUGGGCAUGCCUGGAGGCAACACCGAGUAUAACUUUCCCGAGUCCUUCGUACCCGACACAUCCGAUAUAUCUCCCAGUCUCUCUACCAAGGCCAGCAAGCAGUUUCAGUUCACCCAGAACGUAACGCCACGGGACUACAACACAGGUGUCGAGAAGUGA
Molecule: messenger RNA, 2196 nt
Organism: Pyricularia pennisetigena
Lineage: Eukaryota; Fungi; Ascomycota; Sordariomycetes; Magnaporthales; Pyriculariaceae
Exons: 3
Coding region: 1-2196 (731 amino acids)
Biological process (GO): regulation of transcription by RNA polymerase II
Cellular component (GO): nucleus; RSC-type complex
Molecular function (GO): DNA binding; DNA-binding transcription factor activity, RNA polymerase II-specific
Source: RefSeq, a predicted model, not a curated record